ACCGACUCGACAGUUGUGUCGGGAUGCGUUGCAGAUUCUUUGUACGUGACGUUAAAAAUACCGGCCGGAUCGCUUCAAAGGUCACACUAGGGGCUGAGGCUCCACCCCUAGGUAGCCAAGCAGUCUCUGUUGGCCGAUGGGGAUGGCGUUGGGUCUUGAACAGCGACAGGUUGUGGUGCUUUCGAUCUCGUAUGUGUACCGGUUGGUUUCUCGCGACGUACAGAGACGAAUUAUAAGACGAAAGUCACCCGAAGGCAGUAAGACGUUGCACCAUGGGCCAUGCAGAGGCCGUGUAGCAAGCACACGGCACAACAGCCGAGCACCUCGAACAGGCCAGGCCGGUCUGUAGGUUCAUCCAGUGGGACACAAGCCCGCAACAGGUCAUCCAGGGGGCUGUUAGUGAUCCAUGUAGGUAGUUCAUGGUGCGAUAAUUCAGGGCUAGUGCAAGGAAGGCGGUUGGGAGUUGCGACGAUUCGGAGCACCGUUGGUGUUGUUGACUAGAAUAGUGUAGCUGACUGCUCCUCGGGGAAACACUGAGUGUAUUUUUGUAUGCUGCAGGUUGGUGUAAGUGGCCACCUGCGGUAAGCUGGCCGGCCGCUUGUGGCCGCUCCUGAGAUUUCUGUUUCCGAGCCUCGAGUUUCUUCGGCACGGCGGCAUUGUUAUUACAGUAGCCAGCGUUUGUUUCAGGAUUCUUGGCCUGGUCGUGUUCCUCGCAGGCCAGUGGUUGGGGUCGAUAUUGGUUCGAUACUGGCAGUGCAGGCAAAGCAGGCAGGCAGACUUGUCGUGAUGCUCCUUUUCAUCCUCCGUUGCACUAGCCGUGGUCAACGGCGUGGUCGACGGUAGGACUGAGACAAUGCAGCCACAGCUAGGUCGUCCAAUUGUGUUGCUGAAGUGGUGUUUGACAGCGGUGGAGGGCAGAGGGCAGGUGGCAGGCAUUGAAAGCGAGACAAAUUUAGGCAAGAUGGGAUCUAGCUGAAGACCGCGUCGAGGCCAGGAAGCAGGGGUCCCUCUUGUUCAAGGCCAGGGCUAUGGGCUCCUACCAGGCCGGCGGGGUCCCUAUCUACGCCCUGCCUGGGCAGGUAUCUAGCCCCUGGGAGAUCUGGGGGUAGGGGGGACCAGGCGACCAAGGCUCGUGGUUGUGGGGUAAAAGCCUGUGUCUAGAACUUGCUUCUUAUCUCGAGUUCAAGCCGCUGCAAUUCUCCUUCUUCUGUCGUCCUCGAGGCGUCGAGCUCUGUGGCAGUAUUGGUCCCAGCACAGAAUCUCAAUUGGGAAGCCAGCAGCAGCAUGCCUAUACGCGUCAAGUCGCGUAAGCCAGCCGGGGCUGAUGAGCCCCCACGCUCGCCCUCGCCAAUGGGCCAGCGGUUUGACUUCUGCAAGCUGCCUGAUAUCCAGGAUGAUGACUCUUUCAGGGACAUGAUCAAGAAGCUGUCAAUCUACUUCAAUGCCGUGGUUGUCCUCCCCGUCACCUUCGAACAAUUGCGCACGACCAGUGCAGGCCAGGGUCUGCGGACCUUGGUCGAGCAUUUGUCCAUGGAAUGCUCACAUCCUGCCAUCGUUAACGCCCUCUUGGCUUUAAAAUGGCAUUAUGGCGCUGCCACAGAGGACAAGGGCGUCAACGAGGCCCGGGCCAAUGCUGCUGAAAUCGUGGCAUGGCGGUUCCUGACCCACCUCUCGGAGAGGGAGGUGAUGAAGUGCUGCCUCUACGAGAUCCCAGACCCGGACGACACCAUCGGGGACUCGUCAGGGGCUCGCGAUGAGGAGAACGGCCGCCAGUCGCACGAGGCCGACGAGAGCACCGCACUGCUCGCCCAGAGCCUGGCUGGCACCGUCAACUCGGCCAAGCAGACCCUCGCCCACACCGGCAGCAAGAAGCGGUACCAGCUGCUGCAGUCCAUCUCGCGGCUGACCAUGUCCUCGGAUGACGACGACGAGGUCGAGGAGGAGGACCCCACCAAGCCCUUCGUAACCCUCAACGCCCUCGAGAUUGCUGCCGUUGCCGACGCCAAGCGCUUUCUCAGUCAGCAUGUCGUCCAGAAGAUCGUUACUGGCAUUUGGAAUGGCGAUAUCAUUUUCUGGGACAGACUGGCUGUCGACUCGGAGAAACGGCCGCGGUUCUAUAACAAGGCAACUGCCGAUCCGUUUUCUCGCCUCCGGGUUCCCAAGUACCUGAAGUCUUUUGAGGUCAUUUUCUUCAUGAUCUUCUUAUUUCUGUACUACUCCGUCCUGGUCGAGAGAAACCCAGAGAAGAUCAGCGUCAACGAAAUCUUGCUCUAUAUCUGGUUCUUGGCUUUUGCUUACGAUGAGCUGAGCGAGUAUGUCGACGCUGGGUCAAUCUUCUACGCCACCGAUAUAUGGAACCUAUUUGAUAUCACGAUGAUUUGCAUUGGCUUGAUCUUCUCCGUGUUGCGAAUUGUUGGUCUCUCAAAGCAUGACGAGGAUCUCAUCGGCUUGUCCUUUGACGUCCUGGCCCUCCUGGCCCUGUUUAUGGUGCCACGAGUCUGCUCAGUGCUAUCUCUCUCCCCGUACUGGGGCACCCUCAUCCCUUGUCUGAAAGAGAUGGGCAAGGAUUUCGUGAAGUUCAUGGUUCUUGUCUUUAUAGUCUAUCUCGGGUUCUUGACGACUUUUACUCUUGUCGCGCGAGAUACCUUCACACUUCCAGCAAUGACCAUGAAUUUGGCCAAGAUCUUCUACGGCUCAAGCUACAUCGGCUUCGACAUAAUGAACAAGAUCGACCCCUUCUUCGGCCCGCCCCUGAUGUUCAUCUUCGUAACCCUCUCUUCCAUCCUCCUCAUGGGCUCCCUGACGGGUAUGCUGUCCAACUCCUUCUCCCGCGUCAUGAGCCACGCCCGCGAGGAGUACCUCUACGUCUACUCGGUCUACGUCCUCGAGGCCUCCACCUCCAACCGCCUGACCCACUUCUACCCGCCCUUCAACCUGCUCGCCCUCGCCAUCUUCCGCCCCCUGCGGCUCUGCCUCCCCUCGGACAACAAGUUCCGCGCCGCCCGCAUCGUGCUGCUCAAGGCGACCCACCUCCCCAUCGUGGGCGCCAUCCUGCUCUACGAGCUCGUCAAGGGCAAGGUGAGCAGCGACGAGUUCAACGGCUUCAAGGGCCCCCGCGGGCUCGAGGGCCCCGGCCACCUGGGCAGCGGCGGGUCCGCCGCGCAGCGCAGGGCGUCCCGCGCCAAAGUGCGCCCGGCGUCGGCGUCCUCGGCGGCGUAUGCGCACCAGCGCCGCCCCGGGCAGCCGGGCGAGCUGCUGAGGCCCCUCUCCGCGCCGGCCAUUGGCGUCCCCGCCCCCGACCCUGACAUUGCAAACGACGACAUGGACGCGCCGACGGACAUGGACGUCAAGAUCGCGGAGCUGAGCUCCAAGAUCGACAGGCUGACCGAGAUCAUCCUGACCAUGCAGAAGGAGAGGAGCAGGGAUGUGAGCCAGCACACUGAGCCCGCGGCUUGACCUGACUUGGGCCGGGGGUGGGGGUGAGGGCUCCGUACGCCUUUGGGCGGUCUCGACCUAUUCUGUUGCACAUGUUCUCGGGAUCUUGGAAAUUGUCUGGUAGGAUAUGAUUGAUGGGUGCUUUAACGAGUGUGAUCCAUGGUUGCGUGUAUGCAUUUGCAUUUUGAGUUCUGGUAGUCUGCGUUUAGCAUGUCUCGAGAUUGGUAUUGCAUUAUGCAUCUGGUAGUUAGCAAAGUCAAACAUGUUCUGAUUUCCCUACGA
This is a messenger RNA of Diaporthe batatas, 3717 nucleotides long. RefSeq lists its product as uncharacterized. The record is from RefSeq and is a predicted model, not a curated record. The coding region runs from base 1285 to 3456 and encodes 723 amino acids. The transcript has 9 exons. Lineage: Eukaryota; Fungi; Ascomycota; Sordariomycetes; Diaporthales; Diaporthaceae. Gene Ontology annotation, biological process: transmembrane transport; monoatomic ion transport. Gene Ontology annotation, cellular component: membrane. Gene Ontology annotation, molecular function: monoatomic ion channel activity.